Penicillium samsonianum is the source of this 1626-nucleotide messenger RNA. Its product is annotated as GMC family oxidoreductase. NCBI's taxonomy places the organism in Eukaryota, Fungi, Ascomycota, Eurotiomycetes, Eurotiales, Aspergillaceae. The record is from RefSeq and is a predicted model, not a curated record. The transcript has 2 exons. Bases 1 to 1626 code for a protein of 541 amino acids. Gene Ontology annotation, molecular function: oxidoreductase activity, acting on CH-OH group of donors; flavin adenine dinucleotide binding.
AUGGACAUUCCAGUAACAGCUGACUAUCUGAUUAUCGGCGGAGGAACUGCCGGCUUGGUAGUUGCCUGUCGCCUCUCAGAAGACCCAAACACUCAUAUUGUCGUUGUGGAGAGUGGGCCUGACGCCUCUGGUGACCAUAGAGUUCAAAAUCCGAGUUCUUGGCCAUCUUUGAGUGGAUCGGAGCUUGACUGGAAGUUCAAGAUAGGCCCUCAGUCGGGUCUCAACGGCCGAGAACAGGAUCACCCAGCAGGCAAAGUCUUGGGUGGUUCAUCUGCUAUCAAUGGACUGGCGUAUGUCCCUCCAUCACCGGCGGGCAUUGAUGCAUGGACAAAGUUGGGAAAUCCAAACUGGAACUGGGAGACGUUACGACCAUAUCUACAAAAGUCUUAUACUUUGACCAAGCCGGAAUCGGGCUUGGCGUCGAGUCAAGGUAGCAAAAGGGAUUCCCAGGAAGCGAUCCAAGUGAGUUAUCCCGGUGCUGCGGAUAAACAAGGUAUUCCACUCAGUCAAGCGUGGGCGGAAGCGUUUCAGAGCGAAGGCUAUAAGCCUACCGAUGAACUUCUCGCUGAAGGAAAGACAAUCGGCACUCGGAAUUAUACAGCCACAAUUGAUCCAGUAUCUGGUUUUCGGAGUAGUGCGGACAGCACUUAUGGGGUCAUAGCAUCUAAGCGGCCUAACGUUACUAUAAUCACAGAAACAACAGUCCGGCGGAUUAUCUUUUCAUACGAUACGGGAAACACUAGGGCCACGGGCCUGGAGGCUUUCCACGAUGGAGAGGUUAUCACCAUCCAGACAAAGCAAGAGAUUAUCCUGGCAGCUGGUGCUCUCCAGACACCAAAGAUGCUCGAGCUGUCAGGUAUUGGCAACAAAGAUCGAUUGGCUCGUCUCGGGAUUCCGUUGGUCAUUCAUCAACCGGGAGUUGGCGAGAACCUGCAGAACCAUGUUAUGAGUCUAAUACCUGUUUCUCUCAAGCCGCACGAGGGCAUAGCAGGAAUCUCUCCUGGCUUUAAGGGUCUUGCGUUUGCAUGCAUCAAUCAAGAAGAACAGACAAAGCUGUUUGCUGCUCUUGGCAACCGGAGCAGUCCUUCAAAUCGAGUCGUUGAGUCCAUUUUGAACAACCCCAACGAGGCUUCGGCUAUGCUCUUCCUUGUUGUGAGAUCAGAAUCAACUGCGCUGUUGGGUACCAUUCCAAGCUUUCCCCUCUCGCGAGGCAGUGUCCAUAUCACAUCAUCUGAUCCCAAUGAUAUGCCGGUCAUUGACGCACGUUUUUUCGACAACGAAUUGGAUCUGGAGAUUCUCGCGCGGCAUGUACAACAUUUGAACCAGCUGAGCUCUGCACCGGCCCUAGAGCCGUUCUUCCAAACUAGCGCAGAGGUUCCAGAUCUCGCAGAGAUCAAGGUCAUGCUCCGUGAAAAAGCAGCCUUGACUACUCACCAUGUGUGUGGUACUGCUGCAAUGCUCCCUCGUGAGGUUGGAGGAGUGGUCGGUCAGGACUUGAAGGUGUAUGGGACUGAGAACCUGCGUAUUGUUGACGCGAGUGUUUUCCCACUCAUUCCCCAUGCCAACCCGAUUGCAACAGUGUAUGCGGUGGCGGAACGGGCAGCUGAUAUCAUUCGCGGGAAGUAA